Ipomoea nil (Japanese morning glory) is the source of this 1005-nucleotide messenger RNA. RefSeq lists its product as uncharacterized. The coding region runs from base 1 to 828 and encodes 275 amino acids. Gene Ontology annotation, biological process: regulation of asymmetric cell division. Lineage: Eukaryota; Viridiplantae; Streptophyta; Magnoliopsida; Solanales; Convolvulaceae. The record is from RefSeq and is a predicted model, not a curated record. The transcript has 3 exons.
AUGUUUGCAUCACAGCUUUCGCGAAUCCUCCAAGCUCUACCCGCUGAUGUGAACUAUGAAACCUGCAGUGAAGAGAAAACGAGCACGAAGGAAAAUCAGCCCGAGAUUAUAUGCAUAAGCAAUGAUGGCAAGGAGGCAGCAGAUCUGUUUAGCUUUGGCAAAAAAGGCGUGCUUGGUUCGAAUAACUCAGACGAAUUCUCAAAGGUUCGAGAUCUCGAUUGUUCUCCCGAGAGUGUUGAAAAAAAUUCAGAAGGUUUGCAAGUGAAGAAGGAUGACCCGAAUGGACUGUUUCAUUUCAUUGCUCGAAAGACAGGCGAACAGAUAGUUUUCACAGAUAUUUGUGUCGAUAAGGCGGGGGUACCUUGUAAAGUUUCAGUCGAAAGCCAAAAGGAUGAUUGUGCCACGGGAUUUCUAGCUCUGCAGAAGCCUCCCGGGGACGAAAACUUGGCGGGCCAUACUGCAAUAUCAACGCUCGAGCCUGAAACCGAGCCCUCUCAGGAAGAAGGGAAUCCCGAGUUGCAAGAAGUAGCUAAUAGCGAGGAAAAGGCGAAAGGAAACCGUUCAAUUACUAGCAGGGGGGAUGAAUAUGGUGAGGGAGAGGCUAGUUUUUCUGGGCUCGGUUCGGUUACUUACUCGGGCUUGAUACCAUAUUCUGGGAGCAUUUCUGUUCGAUCGGAUAGCAGCACAACUAGCACGAGAUCCUUCGCGUUCCCAAUAUUACAAUCAGAGUGGAAUAGCAGUCCUGUGAAAAUGAGGAAAUCAGAUAGGAGAUUGCAGAAGCAUAAUAGGGGUUGGAGGCUGCAGGGUCUUCUUUGCUGUAGAUUCUAAAUUCAUUUAUAAAUACAUCAGAUCUCACCCACAAGCUUAUAUUGCAUGGGUAUUUUGUAAGUAUAUAAUUUAGUUUAUGAAUCUUAGGCUAGCUUGCAGACCAUGUCUUAACACCUCUAUUCUGUUUCAGUUCAGAAGAACUACAUUGCAUUAUCUAGCAAAUCAUUUUUGUUCGAA